Molecule: messenger RNA, 5518 nt
Organism: Pistacia vera
Lineage: Eukaryota; Viridiplantae; Streptophyta; Magnoliopsida; Sapindales; Anacardiaceae
Product: E3 ubiquitin-protein ligase KEG
Exons: 17
Coding region: 276-5240 (1654 amino acids)
Biological process (GO): defense response; negative regulation of abscisic acid-activated signaling pathway; protein phosphorylation
Cellular component (GO): early endosome; trans-Golgi network
Molecular function (GO): protein binding; ubiquitin-protein transferase activity; protein kinase activity
Source: RefSeq, a predicted model, not a curated record
CACCUUUUUCUCAAACUCUCAUCUCAACAACUUCAACUUCAAUCAAACAAACAAAACUAAAACUCCUAAGUGCAAGCAAAAGCAAAACCAAAAGCACUUUUCAAUUUUAACUUCACCAUCCAAACACAACUCCAACUCCAACUCAACUCAAUACUCUCUCUCGCUUUAAAACCCUUAAUUCUCUUAUGGAUCUACCGGUUUUCCCUCUCCAGAUCUUCUUCUAAUCCGCCGUCGUUCCGAUUCAAUUCCAUUUUUCACUUCACCCUAGAAACACAAUGAAAGUCCCCUGUUGUUCCGUCUGCCAAACGCGGUACAACGAGAAAGAGCGGGUCCCACUCCUCCUUCAAUGCGGUCAUGGCUUCUGCAAGGAGUGUCUUUCUAGAAUGUUCUCCGCCUCCACCGAUACCACCCUCUCCUGCCCCCGCUGCCGCCACGUCUCCGUCGUCGGUAACUCCGUCAGCGCGCUUCGGAAGAAUUUCGCCGUCCUCGCUCUCAUCCUCUCGGCCGCCGCCGCACAUGCUAACCACAACCACCGUAACGCCCACCCCAAUUUCGACAGCGAUGUGACCUCCGAUGAUGAUGACGACGAUGACCGGGACGACGACGGUGGCGACGAGGAUAGUCAUAAUCAUGAUGGUAAUAACGAUGGGAACUAUGACGACGGUGAUGUGCCGGCGUUGGGACGGAGCGGGCGAGGGUCCCACGCGUCUAGUUCCGGGGCGUGCGGGCCGGUGAUCGAGAUCGGGGUGCAUCAGGAGGUGAAAUUGGUGAGGAAAUUAGGUGAAGGGAGGAGGGCGGGGGUGGAGGUAUGGGCCGGGUGGAUCGGUGGGGCCCACUGGAGGUGUAGGCACAAGGUGGCGCUGAAGAAAGUGGUGGUGGGUGAAGAAAUGGAGGUGGAUUGGGUGGUUGGGCAGCUGGAGAAUCUGAGGAGAGCGUCCAUGUGGUGUAGAAAUGUGUGUACUUUUCAUGGGGUUUUGAGGAUGGAAGGGAGUUUGGGCCUUGUAAUGGAAAAGUGUAGUGGGUCUGUUCAGUCCGCGAUGCAGGGGAAUGAAGGACGGCUUACUUUGGAGCAAAUUUUAAGAUAUGGAGCAGAUAUUGCACGAGGUGUGGCUGAACUUCAUGCAGCUGGUGUUGUUUGUAUGAAUCUGAAACCAUCCAAUCUUCUCUUAGAUGUAAAUGGUCAAGCUGUGGUUUCUGACUAUGGACUUGCUGCAAUUCUGAAGAAACCUGCUUGUCGGAAAGCUCGGCCAGAGUGUGAUUCCUCUAGGAUCCAUUCAUGCAUGGAGUGUACAAUGCUCAGUCCACACUAUACAGCUCCUGAGGCAUGGGAGCCAGUGAAGAAGUCUUUAAAUUUGUUUUGGGAUGAUGCAAUAGGUAUAUCACCAGAAUCGGAAGCUUGGAGUUUUGGUUGUACAUUGGUGGAGAUGUGCACAGGUUCCAUCCCGUGGGCUGGUUUAAGUGCUGAGGAAAUUUAUCGGGCUGUUGUAAAAACGCGAAAAUUACCCCCACAGUAUGCAAGUAUAGUAGGUGUUGGAAUACCUAGGGAAUUGUGGAAGAUGAUUGGUGAGUGCCUGCAGUUCAAGGCAUCAAAAAGACCGACUUUCAAUGCAAUGUUAGCAAUAUUUCUCCGCCAUUUGCAAGAGCUUCCGCGCAGUCCUCCUGCAAGUCCUGAUACGGGCUUUACCAAAUGUUCUGGAUCAAAUGUGACAGAGCCAUCUCCUCCUUGUGAUUUGGAGAUUUUUCAAGACAAUCCCACCCAUCUACAUCGACUUGUCUCUGAAGGGGAUGUUGGUGGUGCUAGGGAUCUACUCGCAAAGACUGCAUCAGGAAAUUCUAGCAGCUCUAUUUAUUCACUUCUGGAAGCACAAAAUCCUGAUGGCCAAACUGCCCUUCACUUGGCUUGUAGACGUGGUAGCGCUGAUUUGGUUGAGGCUAUACUGGAAUAUUCAGAGGCAAAUGUGGAUGUAUUGGACAAAGAUGGUGAUCCUCCGCUUGUUUUUGCUUUAGCAGCUGGAUCCCCAGAAUGUGUUCAUGCUCUUAUCAAAAGAGGUGCUAAUGUUAGAUCUAGAUUGCGGGAAGGCUUUGGUCCAUCUGUUGCUCAUGUUUGUGCAUACCAUGGCCAACCUGAUUGCAUGCGGGAGUUGCUAUUGGCUGGAGCGGAUCCCAAUGCGGUAGAUGAUGAGGGUGAAUCUGUACUCCACAGAGCUGUUGCCAAGAAAUACACAGAUUGUGCUCUAGUUAUACUGGAAAAUGGCGGUUGUAGAUCAAUGGCUGUUCUAAACUCAAAAGAUUUGACACCAUUGCAUUUGAGUGUUGCAACAUGGAAUGUAAUGGUUGUUAAAAGGUGGGUUGAAGUUGCUUCUCCAGAAGAAGUUGCUGAGGCCAUUGACAUUCCCAGCCCAGUUGGCACGGCACUGUGUAUGGCGGCUGCUCUGAAGAAAGAUCAUGAAAUUGAGGGGAGAGAAUUGGUGCGAAUAUUGCUUGCUGCUGGAGCAGAUCCAACCGCCCACGAUGCACAGAAUCGGACAGCAUUGCAUAUUGCUGCUAUGGCUAAUGAUGUUGAGUUGGUCAAAAUUAUUCUUGAUGCUGGAGUGGAUGUGAACAUCCGGAACAUGCACAAUACAAUACCCCUUCAUGUAGCAUUGGCUAGAGGCGCAAAGUCGUGUGUCGGGUUGCUCUUAUCUGCAGGGGCCAAUUGUAAUUUGCAGGAUGAUGAAGGUGAUAAUGCUUUCCAUAUAGCAGCGGAUGCUGCAAAAAUGAUACGUGAAAACCUUGAAUGGCUCAUUCUUAUGCUCAGUAAUCCAGAUGCUGCUGUUGAAGUUAGGAACCACAGUGGUAAAACAUUACGUGACUUUUUGGAGGCCCUUCCCCGGGAAUGGAUUUCUGAAGAUCUAAUGGAGGCACUAAUGAAUAGGGGAGUUCAUCUUUCUCCUACAAUAUUUGAAGUGGGUGAUUGGAUUAAGUUUAAAAGAAGUGUUACAACUCCUACCCAUGGGUGGCAAGGUGCAAAGCCUAGAAGUGUUGGCUUUGUGCAAAGUGUCAUUGACAAAGACAAUCUUAUUGCUUCAUUUUGUUCUGGAGAGGCUCAUGUUUUGGCAAAUGAAGUUAUAAAGUUGAUUCCGCUGGACAGGGGACAGCAUGUCCAGCUAAGACCAGAUGUCAAAGAGCCAAGGUUUGGUUGGCGUGGCCAAUCUCGUGACAGUAUUGGAACUGUGUUGUGUGUUGAUGACGAUGGGAUCCUGCGUGUUGGAUUUCCUGGAGCAUCCAGAGGAUGGAAAGCUGAUCCUGCAGAGAUGGAAAGAGUUGAAGAGUUCAAGGUUGGAGAUUGGGUUCGUAUUCGCCCAACGCUCACUACUGCAAAGCAUGGUUUAGGAUCUGUAACACCAGGGAGCAUUGGUAUAGUGUACUGUGUGAGACCAGAUAGUAGUCUGUUGUUAGAACUGAGCUAUCUUCCAAAUCCAUGGCAUUGUGAACCAGAAGAGGUGGAGCCAGUUGCCCCUUUCAGGAUUGGUGACAGGGUAUGCGUGAAGCGAUCUGUUGCAGAACCUAGAUAUGCCUGGGGCGGUGAGACCCAUCAUAGUGUUGGAAAGAUUAGUGAGAUAGAGAAUGAUGGUCUGCUAAUAAUUGAAAUUCCAAAUCGACCAAUACCAUGGCAGGCUGAUCCUUCUGACAUGGAGAAGGUUGAGGACUUCAAGGUUGGGGAUUGGGUAAGAGUAAAAGCAUCUGUAUCUUCCCCCAAAUAUGGAUGGGAGGACAUAACACGUAACAGCAUCGGAAUAAUUCAUAGCUUGGAGGACGAUGGUGAUAUCGGUGUUGCUUUCUGCUUCAGGAGCAAGCCUUUUAGUUGCUCUGUAACGGACGUGGAGAAAGUACCUCCUUUUGAAGUUAGGCAAGAGAUUCAUGUUAUGCCAUCUGUCACUCAGCCCAAGCUUGGAUGGUCAAAUGAAACUCCUGCAACUGUUGGAAAAAUUGAGAGGAUUGACAUGGACGGAGCUCUAAAUGUAAGAGUUACUGGCAGGCAUAGCUUGUGGAGAGUUUCUCCUGGAGAUGCAGAACGGCUUUCAGGAUUUGAAGUUGGUGAUUGGGUACGUUCAAAACCAAGCCUGGGUACUAGACCAAGUUAUGAUUGGAACACUAUAGGGAAGGAAAGUUUAGCUGUAGUGCAUAGUGUACAAGAGACUGGUUAUCUAGAGUUGGCUUGCUGUUUUCGUAAAGGGAAGUGGAUUACUCAUUACACAGAUGUUGAAAAGGUCCAGUCCUUUAAAAUCGGGCAGCAUGUACGUUUUCGAGCUGGAUUGGGUGAACCAAGGUGGGGUUGGAGAGGUACUAAACCAAAUUCACGGGGAAUUAUUACCAGUGUUCAUGCUGAUGGAGAAGUAAGAGUAGCCUUCUUUGGUUUGCCGGGGUUGUGGAGAGGAGAUCCUGUUGAUCUUGAGAUAGAGCAGACGUUUGAAGUGGGAGAAUGGGUGAGAGUGAGAGAAACUGCCAAUACUUGGAAAUCUGUUGGGCCAGGUAAUAUUGGUAUUGUACAAGGAAUGGGGUACCAAGAAGAUGAUUGGGAUGGAAGCACUUUUGUUGGAUUUUGUGGAGAGCAAGAAAGGUGGGUGGGGCCUACAGCUCAUCUUGAAAGAGUGCAGAGGCUGAUGAUUGGGCAAAGGGUAAGGGUUAAAUUAACUGUGAAACACCCAAGAUUUGGAUGGUCAGGCCAUAGCCAUGCAAGCAUUGGCACAAUAUCUGCAAUUGAUGCUGACGGCAAGCUGAGAAUAUAUACUCCAGCAGGCUCCAAAACUUGGAUGCUUGAUCCAGCGGAGGUGGAGGUAGUAGAGGAAGAGGAAAUCCAAAUUGGUGAUUGGGUUAGAGUUAAAGCAUCUGUUACAACUCCAACUUACCAGUGGGGAGAGGUAAGUCAUACGAGCAUCGGAGUGGUACAUCGAAUGGAAAAUGGGGAACUAUGGGUGGCAUUCUGCUUUAUGGAGCGACUCUGGCUCUGCAAAGCAUGGGAAAUGGAACGGGUUCGGCCAUUCAAAGUGGGGGACAAAGUGCGGAUAAGAGAAGGGUUAGUGACUCCACGAUGGGGUUGGGGAAUGGAGACUCAUGCAAGCAGGGGGCAGGUGGUUGGGGUAGAUGCAAACGGGAAGUUAAGGAUUAAGUUUCAGUGGAGGGAAGGGAGACCAUGGAUUGGUGAUCCGGCUGAUAUUGUUGUUGAUGAAAGCUCAUCUGAUAGGACAGGCGCUUCAUGACUGCUUUCAACAUUUCUUGUACUUUGCCACUAAAGCUAUGAGAGCCAAUAUCCUGGUUCAAUAGAAGUGGGUGGGGCAACUCCACUGCAUCGCAUGAUCAGAUUUUUACUGAAAAGUAUAUGCAGUGAGGCGGCUACAAGGGAAUUUAUAUUGUCAAUAAAAUGGAAGUACAGAACUACAUAUAGAUGGAUACAGAGCAAAUGGUGGAGAAACUGGCUCGCGUUGCCGUUAAUUUAUAGGAUAUGCAAGAGCAGCCAGGUAAAGAGAUAGCUGUAGGC